AACACCAGCGGCUGGAAGCGGGUCGCGCUCCGCUUGGGCACAGAAGGGAACGAAACCUUCUUCGUCUCCAGCUCUGUGAUUGGACGACACGCAGUUACAUAGGUGCAGUGUGUAGCGCUUCCUGAUGCGGCACGCUUUCACGCCUGGGAUAUAGUGGCUUGCAACGGCUCGAGGAUUCGUCCUGUCCAACGCACGUUGGCAAGUCCGCGUGAACGGCAUUCGUUUGUGUAUGUUGUGAAACAUAAGUAGAGGUGUUCUGUGCUAACGGCAGGAAUUUUGGUUGUUUCUGUGAUUUCUUUGAUAUUCGCGCGGAUUUUGGAAUACCACAUGCUGCAGUUUUAAACGCGUUGUCGGCUGAUAUAAGGUUCCGGUCGGCGCCUGGGCGAGAGGCGCUCCCGCCGCAAGAUGGCGGCGCGGCUGCUGGCGCUGUUGCCGCUUCUCCGCUACGGCUGACCGUCCUGCGGCCCUUCUCCGAGCGGUGUAAUGCUGGGUACGAGCUACAAAUUGAUGACGCCCUCGCUGGAGCGCGAAGACGUGGCGGGCGGCUCCGCGCAUGCGCUGCAGGCGGCCGCGCUCAUCCUGCUGGCGGUGUUCGGCUCGGGCACCAACAUCCUGGUCGCCGUCGUCUUCUACCGGCGCCCCACGCUGCGGUCGCCGUCCAACAGGUUCGUGCUGAGCCUGGUGCUCGCGAACCUGCUGACGUCGCUGGUGGUGGCGCCGCUUCUGGUGGCGGAGACGGCGCACCACGACGCCGCCGCCGCCCCCUGGCUGCGCCAGCUCGCGCGCGGUGGCACCGCCUUCGCUGUCACGGCGUCCGUCCUGUCCGUGCUCGCCAUCGCCGUGGACCGCUACAACGCCGUGCUCGCGCCGCUGCACUACGCCAUGACCGCCACGCGCCAGCGCAGCCGCGGCAUGAUCGCCGGCGUGUGGGGCGUGGCGGCGCUGCUGGCGGCGCCGCACGCGCUGGGCGCCGACUUCCACCGCCUCCAGCCCGCCGCCGCCGACUUCCGCCCCCUGCAGCCCGCCCCCGCCGGCCGCGAGGUGUUCACGCUCACCUACGCCCUCGUGCUCGUCACGGUCGGCUUCACGCUGCCGCUGUUCGCGCUGUGCUGGAUCUACGCGCGCAUGUACAGCGCCGCGCACCGCAACAGCGAGCGCACUCGGCGCCACAGCGUGUGCACGAACCCCGGCUCGCUGGAUCUGGCGCUGCCGCCCCCGGGGACGGCGCCCGACCACCACCAGCUGCGGCGCACGUGGCGCGGCCCGCCGCUCGGCCAAAUCGCCGCCCCCAAGCGGCGCUCGUCCAACGCCAGCUUCUCGGCGCUGCUGUUCCGCGAGGAGGGGCGCGCCGUCAAGACCGCCGCCAUGGUCAUCGCGUCCUACCUGUUCUGCUGGACGCCCUACUUCGCCAUGCUGCUGGUGGACACGUGGGGCGACGCCGGCGGCCCCGCGGAGGGCGACGUCGUGCCCGAGUCCUUCCGCUUCCUGUCGCUGCUGUCGGCGCUGUCCAGCGGCUGCGUCACGCCCUUCAUCUACGUGUUUCGCAACGAGACGGCGCGCCAGGAGGCCGUCAAGGUGCUCACGUGGUGGCGGCGCGCGCGCGGCAAGUACGCCGGCGAGCCGGCGGCGGGGGCGGGGGCGGAGGCGGCGCCGGCGCGCUGCGGCAGCGGCAAGCCCCCGCGACAGUCGCUCUCCUACUGCGACAGCACGUCCGUGCAGAGCUUCCGCGUGUCUGCGGCGCAGCCCGAGUGCCGGCACUGCGGCGGCGACGCGGUCGCGCGGUCGGCGCCCGCCAGCUCGGCGGACUUCGUGGCGUCGUACGACGUGGUGGAGUGUCCCGGCGAGGAGGAGGCGCGGCGCGGCAAGCCCCAGGUCGAGGGGUCGCCGACGGCGAGGGCGAAGCCGCGGCGGGAGUCCGUCGGCGUCACCUUCCGCCUGGCCUUCCUGCCGCAGCGGCGCUGCCAGACCUGCGUGCGCCAGAACUCCGACUCGUCGUCGGGCAGCGGCCACCCGCUGAUCCGCGAGGGCGACGCGACGGACUCGCCCGCGCUGCGCGCCGCGCGCUGCAACAACAACAACAACAACAACAACAACAGCGGCGGCGGCGGCGCGGCGCUGCGGCGGCAGAAGCUGCUGGCGGGGCAGCAGGGCAGCUCGGGCGAGGAGCUGACGGUCAGCGAGAGCGAGCCGGGCACACCGCGCAGGUUCCACGUCGGCGACAGCGGCGACGGCGACGCUGUCAUCCUGGAGCUGGACGAGCCGUUCGGCGAGGCGGUGGCGCGGCCGCAGUCUGUCUUCCAGUUCCAGGAGACGGCGCUGGAGAGCCUGGCGCCCCUGUCGGCGUCCCAGGAGCAGGAGCCGUUCCCGCGGCAGGACUCGGCGCGCAGCGAGUCGGCGGCCGUGCGCCAGGACUCCGACUACAGCGACGUGACGGUGGACAGCGGCGUGGUGGCAGACAUGCUUCCCCCGGGGCUGGGCCGGAGCCAGUCCGCCUGCAGCCUGGGCCAGCGCCCUGAGCGGCGGCGACACAAGCUGCAGCGCCUCGCCGCCGUCGAGGACGAGGAGAUCGUGUCUGUGCCGCGCGAGGACGACGAGGAGGAGGAGGCCGGCGGCGGCGACCGUCGGCCGUCCGUCACCUCGCGGAUCCGCUCCGGCCUGCGGUCCAGCUUCCACAGGCCGUCCUUCCUGCUGGCGCGCUGCGACACCUGACUCUGAGGCAGCUAGCCGGCCCGCCGCUGCCGGCGGCAUGGGAGCGCCGCUCGGCCACUCUCCUGCGGUCUGGCCGACUUCAGAUCUACGGGAGAGUCUUUUAAAUACCCGCAUUCCGCUGAAAAUUCACAAUUUUUUUUAAAAUAUUCAACAACUUAAAAGGCUUACUUUUUUUUUCCUACAUUAAAAAUUUCUAGUAUUAUACAAAAACCCUCCAAAAUUUUUAUCUUCUCAACUCAGUCACUUAUUGUUAUUUACGAGCAUUGCAAUAGUAAGGUAGGUACUUUAAAUACUCAUUUGUUUUUGUUUCUUCUAAAUUAUAAGUUUUAUGUUCAUGUUGGAUGAAAAAAAUAAAUUUAAACGAGUAAUUUUUACCAUGGUGACUACUGAAAUCCAGUAGUAAUAAAGUACAAAAGUAGUGAACCAAUUGGCUUACAUACAUACAAUCUUCUGAUUUCAUAAUUUCCAAAACUUCUAGUGAGGGAUUUAAAUUUUUUACUGUGUUCUUUAGAUGACUCUAGUGUUAUUAGAAUCAAAAAUAAACAUAGCAGUGUACAGUAACGAGGGACAGAAUUUUAAUUUUUUUUUGUCAAUUUGAGUUACAUGUUAUUAAAAAAAAAACUCUCAGCAUUAGUGUUACGCAAGAAACCUACACUCACAGCUAGACUCAAUUUUUCUUUGCAUAUUGCUCAUUUGUUUGCGAUUCUGUUCACCUUUUGUUGCAAGUUUGUCAUUUUUGAUGUGUGUUCGAUAAAUUGUCUGAUUGCUCAACUAGCUUAUCACCUAAUCAAUUAUCUGUGAAUUUUCAGUCUCUGUCCUUGCGACACCAUAUGUAGCGUCCUCCCAUGCUUGCCAGGAGUGGCAGCUGUGGUACAGUUAUACCGUUGCGUACAUGCACACGUACAACGUCAGGGUAAAUUGACAGUGCACCGAAAUAAUACUUAGUUCCUACCUGUGAAAGCUUCAAGUACCUUCGUAUCGCUUUUUGUUGUCUGUGAAGUGAAAGAUCUGACAGUUGUGAACCAAGCACAUAACUUUUUAAAGUGAGAUAAUAAGUUAUUUAUUUACCUAGAUGUGAUAUGACAUUAAAUUUAUUUAACAAUGAUUUUUUUUUUUCAAACAAGUAUGUAUGUCCUGAAAACAAGAUUUUCUAACUAUCUGUGUAAUGAAAUGUGUUUACUUGCUCUGAAAAAAAAACAUUCUUCUUGGAUAGUGAAUUUGGAUGAAACAAUGCAUUUAUACGGAGACUUACAAUGAAAAUUUGUAUGAAAUAACAAAGUGUGCUUUUUUACAACAGGUUUACAGUUAAAACAUAUUGAUAACAAUAUUGACAAUGCCCAAAGUAUUAUUGAAUUCUACUUUUUAUGAUUAGUUUGUAAAUUUUGUUUUUACACAUCCAUAUGUUUUUCAUAAAAAUUAUCUCUUUUUAUUUAAAGCUACAUUAUAAUAGUAUGAAAAAACAAGUCCAUAAUUACUGUAUGUAUAUGUUUAAAAAUGUUCACGUUUUUAAUGGCCAGUGAUAAAACCUUGCCAACUCUAACCAGCAAGAGAUGCAAGGUGGUGUUUCUAAAACUGUGCACACAAACAUUCAAGUUAGCCUUUGUUUCAGAGUAACUUGGUAUAUCAAUUUAUAUGGAUUUUUUUUUAAAUCACCCAAGUAAAGGUUUAUGACUAAAAAUGGUGUUGCCAAAUUUUUAUUUCUGUGAAUUAUUAUAAAACUUUAUUCUGUAUGAAAUAAAAGUAUUUUCCAUUUGAUAUUGAUAUGUACCAAUUACAUAAUAUGCAAGGAUUUUAAUAUUAAAUACAAAUAUAAGACCUCAAGGAAGUUCAAAUAUUUAAUUUUAUUUGCAAGCAAAUUUUUAUGGCAUAAAAUAUGAAAUUUUUUAUAACAUGAAAUAUCAUUAAUGUUAUUUUUCUUCAAAAUAAAUAUUGUGGAGUACAGUAGCGGAUCCAGAGGGGGGGCUAAGGGGCUCAAGCCCCCUCCAAAAGCAUCUGGGUCCACUAUUGUUUUAGUGUUUGCCUUGAUAAAGCCUAGCCUCAGCUGGGUCAAGCCCCUCCCAAAACAAAAUCCUGGAUCCGCUACUGGUGGAGUAUGACAACCAGAACUUCUCAUUGCUUUCACCAUUAAAUAACCAUCAUCAGAUGAUAUAGGUACUACCUAUAUAAUAUGGUGAAUUAAAAAACCAUGAACCACGUAAAUACCUUGAUUUUUUUUUCUUUCGAAAAAACAUAUUUACAAAAUUUUUUUCUGCCCAAACAAAACAAACAGGUAGCUGUAAAUAAAUAAUCUAAGUCUGACAAUAUAAUGAUAAAACAAAAAAUUAAUUAUGAAGUUAAACAUAAAUUCAUAUGUAUUGAUAACACAUUGCUGAAAUUGCAUAGUACAUACUUAUAAACACCAAUCAGAACAGUGAUUUGUGCACAGGUUUGUUGUGUUUUUUUAUUAAGGGAAGUUCAAUUCAACCGGCUGGACCGGUUGUUGAGAUUGUAGUAUCCCUGCAUUAGUGCCAUCAAAUAGAUUUAUAUGUGAAUGUAUUGUGUUAGUGUUUAUGUGUGUUGUUCCUUCUGUUCGGGUAAGAAAGAAUUUCAUCCACAAUGAUUUAUUCAUGUUGAAUAAAGUUUUGUUGAGUCAUGUGAUGCCAAAA
This is a messenger RNA of Bacillus rossius redtenbacheri, 5354 nucleotides long. RefSeq names its product beta-1 adrenergic receptor-like. Gene Ontology annotation, cellular component: membrane. Lineage: Eukaryota; Metazoa; Arthropoda; Insecta; Phasmatodea; Bacillidae. The transcript is spliced from 6 exons. Gene Ontology annotation, molecular function: G protein-coupled receptor activity. Gene Ontology annotation, biological process: G protein-coupled receptor signaling pathway. The record is from RefSeq and is a predicted model, not a curated record. Bases 484 to 2709 code for a protein of 741 amino acids.